This is a messenger RNA of Cololabis saira (Pacific saury), 1239 nucleotides long. RefSeq names its product tRNA aspartic acid methyltransferase 1 (gene trdmt1). Gene Ontology annotation, molecular function: methyltransferase activity. The record is from RefSeq and is a predicted model, not a curated record. Lineage: Eukaryota; Metazoa; Chordata; Actinopteri; Beloniformes; Belonidae. Bases 40 to 1233 code for a protein of 397 amino acids. The transcript has 11 exons.
GCAGCAGCAGCAGCAGCAGCAGGAGGAGGAGGAAACAAGAUGGCGGAGCUGCGAGUGCUGGAGCUGUUCAGCGGGAUCGGGGGGAUGCACUUCUCCCUCAGAGAGAGCGGUGUUCCUGCCCGAGUCGUCGCUGCCGUCGACAUCAACCCAACGGCCAAUCAGAUUUACCGACACAACCUGCCGGACACGCCGCUCUGGAACAAAACCAUCGAGGGAAUCACGCUGGACGACUUCAACCGGUUGAACUUCAACAUGAUCCUGAUGAGCCCGCCGUGUCAGCCCUUCACCAGGAUUGGUCUCCAGGGAGAUCUUUCUGACUCCAGAACCAAGAGUUUCCUUCACAUCCUGGAUCUCCUGCCCAGGCUGCAGAAUCGUCCGCGCUUCCUCCUGCUGGAGAACGUGAAAGGGUUCGAGACGUCGGCUGCCAGGAACCAGCUGGUAAAGACUCUGACCGGUUGUGGGUACGAGUUCCUGGAGCUGCUGGCGUCUCCCACCUGUGUCGGGAUCCCAAACUCCAGGCUGCGCUACUUCCUGUUGGCCAGAAGUUCAGAAGUUCUGGUCCAGGUUCCCCCCGAGGGCCAGAUCCUGACCCUGCUCUCCUGCCCCGCCUCCACCUGCCUCUCCUGCCCCGGUAAGAACCGGCCGGGACAGGAAGUCCCCAACACCCACUUCCUGUUCAAGCGGGAGACGGCGGAGGAACUGCAGAGGAAGAAGCGGCAGGACCAGGACUCCUCCGUCAGGCGGAUCCUGGACUUCCUGGAACCAGAACCGGAGCAGGAACUGGAACCAGAAUCCCUCCUGUUGCCCCAGAAGACGCUGCUACGCUACGCUAACAUCCUGGACAUCGUCCAGCCGGAGGCCCGGAGGUCCAGCUGCUUCACCAAGGGGUACGGCAGGUAUGUGGAGGGAACCGGUUCGGUUCUGCAGACCUGCCUGGAGGAAGAGGUGGACCGGGUCUACUCAGGUCUGGACCAGCUUCCUGACGACCAGAAACUGCAGCAGCUGCAGAAACUGAAGCUCCGAUACUUCAGUCCCCGAGAGGUUUCCAACCUGAUGGGCUUUCCCCGGAGCUUUGAAUUCCCCCCGAGCGUGUCCACUCUCCAGCGGUACCGGGUUCUGGGAAACAGUCUGAACGUGGUUCUGGUGGGUCGGCUGAUCCGGUUCCUGGUCUCCCAGAACCCCCUGCAGGUUCUGGACGGGUCCCCGGUUCUGGUUCCUGGUUCUGGUUCCUGAUCCGGU